GCGCGAAUUUCACCCAGGGCCAGGGUGAAAAUGCACCACGGCAAGGGAGUGUCAGGAGGCGGUCGCCUCAGCCGUCAAAAUCCGAACAUGCAGCCACCGGAAAAUGGGAUUUGCGAUAAAAUCGAGAAUUACAUAUCCGAGCUCGGAAAGUGGUCAGUAUGGAAGACCAUAAUAUUGGGUCAAUUUCUGUCCGUCGUACUGUGCUUCAUGACGAUUUUCAACCACCACAUCAACACCGAAUAUCACCUCGCCUUGCCAACAGGUCAAAAUUUGCCGCAUUACGCCAUGAUGUGCAUCGUUUACACGACGUGGAUGUCCUGCAGAGGGGUUGGCAACGGUUUAAUAUCCGUGACCAGGGCCAGAGGAUGGCGUUAUCUUUUACUCGCACUGAUCGACGUUGAAGCAAAAACCUUAGUCACGGCCUCUCAUCAGUUCACAAGCCUCGCCAGUAUACAACUCUUAUUGUUGGACUGCGUGGCAAUUCCAGUUGCUCUAGCUCUCUCCUGCCUGGUUCUUGGAGUCAGAUACAGAAUGGUUCACAUCAUCGGAGUCUCGGUUUGCCUGAUGGCUAUCGGAAGCCUAGUUUGGGCGGACAUCGAGGACGAUAAGGACCCAACAGCUAUGACCGGGAAAAAUCAACUCGUUGGUGACAUGCUGUGUCUUGGUGGUGCGAUUUUGUUCUCCGUGAUAACGGUCCUCCAGGAACUCGCUGUAAAGACCGUCGACAUCAUAGAGUAUCUGGGAAUGAUCGGAUUUUUCGGCACGAUUAUCAGCUGCAUGCAAGUGGGGGUUCUGGAACGGCUACAACUGGAAUCAUUCUGCUGGGACAACGCUCCUGUAAUAACGUUCCUGGUCCUCUACUGCAUCACUCAGUUUGUAUUUUACUCUCUUGUUCCUGUGAUCCUUUUCGAGUCAGGAGCGACUGCUCUUCAGCUCGCACUUCUGACUGCUGAUUUCUUCAAUAUUCUAUUCGGGAUGUUGACGAACCAGUACAAGUUUCACACGCUCUAUUUCGUUUCUUACACCUUGACGAUGAGUGGCAUAUAUAUAUACGCGAUUCAACGUACACCGAUUUCGUCAAGUUCAAGAAGACAGCAAGUCGAACAACCGGCUCCAGACUACAGACACAUGUCGCAUCCCGACGUUGGUGAAGUUGAAAUGGCAACGAGUUCAGGAAUGUCGGCUGUCAGCGGUACCCUCGAUUUACGCGCCUCGACGUUGAGCAGCGAACGAGAAGCAAUCAUCGACGCCACGAGUCUUCCUUUGAGCGUCAGCUCUGACACGGCCUUUACUUCAUUUUACGGCAGUCAAGUGAACCUGAAGACGAUAACAACGAACGGUGGUGGUGCGGCAUGUUAAUAAUAAUUAUAUCAAUUAACAAAAUAAGACAAUUUUAACACCGUAUUAUAGGUAUAUAGUUAAUUCGAAAUCCAUUAUUCAAACGCAAGAAUUCACGCACAUACAUUAAUUAAUAUUGUAUACACACGUCGACUU
Diprion similis is the source of this 1494-nucleotide messenger RNA. Its product is annotated as solute carrier family 35 member F2-like. Gene Ontology annotation, biological process: transmembrane transport. Gene Ontology annotation, cellular component: membrane. Gene Ontology annotation, molecular function: transmembrane transporter activity. The transcript is spliced from 9 exons. Lineage: Eukaryota; Metazoa; Arthropoda; Insecta; Hymenoptera; Diprionidae. Bases 31 to 1359 code for a protein of 442 amino acids. The record is from RefSeq and is a predicted model, not a curated record.